Coregonus clupeaformis (lake whitefish) is the source of this 1893-nucleotide messenger RNA. Its product is annotated as target of Myb protein 1-like. NCBI's taxonomy places the organism in Eukaryota, Metazoa, Chordata, Actinopteri, Salmoniformes, Salmonidae. Gene Ontology annotation, molecular function: phosphatidylinositol binding; clathrin binding; ubiquitin binding. The transcript is spliced from 15 exons. The record is from RefSeq and is a predicted model, not a curated record. The coding region runs from base 75 to 1430 and encodes 451 amino acids. Gene Ontology annotation, cellular component: membrane; endosome. Gene Ontology annotation, biological process: signal transduction.
UGCGAGAACGCCUCUCUGCUGUGGAAACGAAGGACGUGCAGUUCUGGAUUUUGGUUUGACUGGCAGAAAGAAGGAUGGAGUUUCUGACAGGGAACCCGUUUACUACACCGGUUGGCCAGCGAAUAGAAUAUGCAACCAGCUCCAGUCUGCAGUCGGAGGACUGGGCCCUCAACAUGGAGAUCUGUGACAUCAUCAACGAGACAGAGGAGGGGCCUAGAGAUGCAUACAAAGCAAUAAAGAAGAGAAUUGUGGGAAACAAGAACGUCAGAGAGGUCAUGCUGGCAUUGACUGUACUGGAAGUGUGUGUGAAGAACUGUGGCCACAGGUUCCAUGUGCUAGUCUCAACCAGGGAGUUUGUUGAGGGGGUUCUGGUCAGGGCCAUCUUACCCAAGAACAAUCCCCCUCUGGUCCUGCAUGACAGAGUGCUCAGCCUUAUACAGGCGUGGGCAGACGCAUUCCGCAGCUCACCAGCUCUGACGGGCGUGGUUUCUGUGUACGAGGACCUGAGGCGGAAAGGACUGGAGUUCCCCAUGACUGAACUGGAUGGAUAUUCCCCCAUUCACACUCCAAAUAGGACUAUGCCUGAUAACGGGCCUACUGUCACUGUAUCUGCUGCACCCUCAUCUCCCAGGCCUGUACCCAUAUCACCCCAGCUUCCUGCAUCCCAACAGAGCGAGCAGGGACCCCUCACCUUCACACCUUAUCAGGUUAAAAAGUUGAAGACAGACCUGGGAGUGGUUCGAGGUAACCUGACAGUGAUGUCAGAUAUGAUGUCUCAACUGGAUCCAGCAACAGCCAAGCAUUCAGACACAGAGCUGCUUCAGGAGUUGUAUGCAGCAUGUAAGGACAUGCAGGAUACGAUAAUGGAGCUGGUCCCAAGACUCAGUGAGGAGAAGCUGACAGAGGAGCUGCUGGUUGCCAAUGACGAAAUCAAUGCCACCUUCACUCGCUACCAGAGGUUUCAGAGACAAAGAGCUACACAGCAGAGCCCAACCUACGUUAACCUUAUUGACCUCAGUGCUGCAAUCAAGCCUGUUGCUACAGCUCCCACCCACUGCCAUCUCAGCCGAUCAACAGUUGACACUGUGUCUAGUCAGAUGACAGGACUCAGUAUGAGGGAAUUCGAUGAAUUUGCACAGAACAGGAGCAUCUCACAGACACAACAGAGACCGAGUGAGCGGAAUGAAGGUGCUGCCGACAGUCUGGCUCAAGCUCAGAACACCAGAUUACAGAACACUGGAACGAUCCCUGUGAGUCAGACGUCUGUGAUGGAUGACAUUGAGAAGUGGCUGGAUGUGGAUGAGGAGGACGACAUGGCUGAUUCAGAGGGUGUGACAAGUGAGGAAUUUGACAAGUUUCUGGCAGAAAGAGCGAGAGCAGCAGAGCGACUCCCGUCCCUGAAAGCUUCUUCUUGUGACAACAACCACUGAGUCAUAGGCCAAGCCGCAACCUGCCACAUAACCAAUGCCAUUUUCCCAAAUAGUGUGAGAGGACUGAACUGGCUGAAUGUAUGAUUGGCACAUACAGUGAGCAAAUGACUGGUGGGAACAAGAACUCCUGAAAAUAGGGGUGUGCUACUGACACUCAGGUACACUACAGUACUACUUUAUGUUAAACUCCCCUGGGUUAAGGUCUUUAUCUAAUAUGUUUAAUGUGUAUUUUUAUGUUAAGGCUAAAUUAACAUGGACCAAGUGUUUUUAACUUACACUAAACGAGUGCUUUAUGAUAAGUUAAAUCGUUCCAUGCCACUAUGUAUAUGGAUAUCCAUCAGCGGAGGCUGGUGGGAGGAGCUAUAGGAGGAUGGGCUCAUUAUAAUGGCAGGAAUAUAAUAAAAUGGAACGGAGUCAAACGUGGUUUCCUUAUGUUUGGUACUGUUUCAUUUAUUCCAUUCCA